GUCAAUUUCUGUCGCUCGCUUGGAGGGUUCACAUUUCUAAUUUCCAUGGUACAGGAUUCGGACGACAGUUUGAGAUACUUCCCCUGGGACUGGACAAUCGAAUCCCUUGACCAAACAACCCACAAAUGCCCCUCAGUCUCCUCCCUACUAGGGACUUUCGCUAUCGUCAACGGAGUGGUUAGUCUUCUCGCAGUAUUCUUCGGCCACCGUCUCGUAGUCAAAAAGCUCACUUGCGGGUUCUUUGGAAAAAGAGGAAGCAGGGCGUGGACCUGGAUGUGGAUAUUACCCGUUGGGCUACAGCUAGCAGCAAAUGCGUUCAUUGCGCUGUUGAUUAAGAAGUCGACGGGGUAUACAGCAGAUUUCAAGAUUUCCGAGCUUAUGCUAUUCCUUGUGGCUCGGCCACGACUAAGCUGGAUCGUGCUCGGUGCAUUUGCGUUCAAGAGUACUAAGAAUCGGCCGGAGAAGGAAAAGAUCAAACCAACAACGCCGAAUUUAGAUGAAUACCAGCCUACGUCGCAUCCAUAUGAACAAUCGUGGCAUGAGAGCUCAAACCCGUCGUUCACAUCGUACUCGUCACAAACCCCACUAUUUACACAUCCACACCCACCCCCACAACACCCCAACUAUCCCUACUAUCAUAACACCACACUAUACCCACCCCUCCACGACACCUCUCACACCUCAUACCACCGCGUCCUCGACGAUGAGAUGGAAUCGUCCCGCUCCCCUUCUACCUCCCGCGGCCACGGCUACUUCUCCGGCUCCCGCGACUUCCCCUGGUGGUCUGCCUUCAUGUCGCAAUUCAUCGGCGAAUUCAUACUUCAAAUCAUAACGCUCUACCUGAUGGGCCGAACUGCGCAUUUCGCAACCCUCCACGGUUACUACAAGGUCUCGUCGGACGCAUACUGGGCAUUACCGCCUGCAGCCAGGAUGAUGUAUUCGGGCGCGUUGUACUAUUUAGUGGGCGGGGGAUUGUUUCUGAUAUUUGCGGGCCUGUUUAUUGUGUAUAGUGUUUGUUCGAGCAGGAUCAAGUAUUUUGGGAAGGCGAGUUCGACGGGGAUAUUUCUAGCUUUGGCGGUACUGCUGAUAAGCACCUGGAUGGGGAGUUGGAUUUUUUGGGCGGGGUUUGUGAGGCUAGCAGGGAAUCUGUAUUGUCCACCGAAGUUGAUCCAUCAGGGUGUCAUUUGGACGUUUUUCUCAACUAUUGGGAUUGUGCUUGGGACGGGCAUAUAGCUUACCCUGCCCUCCUACGAACAAACCCAUGUACGUUGCUUCUUCCCCAUCACGAUCUCUAGAGAGGGAGGGAUUCCGAGCAGGAUUGUGGGUAUAGAGCCGAAGCGGAAGCUGGAGGAGAGGCAAUUGGUGUCUGAGGUACAAGCAGCUUCCUAGCUAGAAAAUCGCC
Molecule: messenger RNA, 1402 nt
Organism: Lindgomyces ingoldianus
Lineage: Eukaryota; Fungi; Ascomycota; Dothideomycetes; Pleosporales; Lindgomycetaceae
Exons: 3
Coding region: 46-1233 (395 amino acids)
Source: RefSeq, a predicted model, not a curated record